This is a messenger RNA of Ambispora gerdemannii, 1389 nucleotides long. NCBI's taxonomy places the organism in Eukaryota, Fungi, Glomeromycota, Glomeromycetes, Archaeosporales, Ambisporaceae. The record is from the annotation of a GenBank genome assembly.
AUGGAAAAUCAUAAUAAUAAUAUCAUUGAAGAAGAAAAAUCAAAAGUAUAUCGAUAUCCAGAAAGUGUACCACCAAAGUUUCAAAAAUAUGAUGAUUGUGAUGAAGUUAAUCUUGAUAAAGCUGACAGCCAUUAUAAGAAUAGUAUUGGGUUAGGGAACAAUUCCUCAGGAUUUUGUGAUUUUUUGCCAUCAAGUGUUCAUGUCCCGUUUUUUUCGGCUCCAUCUGUGCAGUUGGGCGGAAAGAAAAGAUAUUGCCUAUGCUGCUCGAAACUAUUUGUAUUAAUUUUCUCUGUUAUUAUAUUAAUUUCUCUAUUUGGAAAGCAUCCAAUACAUAAUAGAAAUCGAUGGUGUAAUUCGGAACCUAAAUUUCCAUGGAAAGGCCCAACGAAUUUCACGUUCGAUCCGGACAUAUUAAAAAAUUUUCAACUUGAAAUCAAAGGAUAUUCUUUGCAUGGUCACGUGAUAAUAUCACGCUCACCCAAAGCGAAAAAUGUGACUAUUGACACCAAAAUACUAUUAAACAGUCCUCAUUUUCAAGAUUUUGUCACCGUAGUUACACAUGAAGAUCGUGUCACCGAGAAAUUCAGUCUUUUAAUUAAUUCUAUAGGAUAUGGAGUGAGACCUGCUUGUAUUUUUGUGCAAGUGGAAAUUAAGUUUCCGGAAUCGUUAAAGUAUUUCGGUGAUUUAAUUCUCGAUACAUUUAAUACGAAAAUUGCUACUGAAGAUAUGAAAGGCUUGAUAUUUGAGAAGGUUAAGUGGCGAGCUUUUGAUGAUUCUCAUAUUCAAGCGGAUAAUCUUCAAGCACGUCAAAUAAGCAUAUAUUCAAAUAGCAAAAUUAGUGGAUCAUAUUUAGUUUCAGAUUCACUCACUUUUCACACGUCAAACGCGGAAAUCGACACUAUUUUAUUCGAGGCACACACAGUAAAUGGUAAAAUUUUCGUUGAAAUUACUGAACCAGACGAGGAAGUUGAUUCAUCUGGAAGUAAUACUAUUCCAAAAAUUUCAUUGGAUACUACAAAUGGAAAUAUUGAAGGAUCUUAUUAUGUGAAUGGUGAAUGGCAGGCAGCCACAUCGAGUGGCAAUAUAGAGGUUGAGAUUUAUCUACCGAACGACGACGAUGUUAGUAAUUAUGAGCGAAAAAUCACAAGAAUCACUGGUCAGACUUCAAAUGGGCAUAUAAUUAUGGACGUGUCGGAUGAAUAUCAAGGUCGUUUCCACAUGGCCACCUCAAAUGGUAAAACAGAGAUUAAGGGAGGUCAUGAUAUCCAAUACACAAUUGACACGAAACAAAUGAAAACCGGAUAUAAAGGGGACGAUGACACGUCGCAACGUAAUAACGAGUUGGUGUUGUUUAGUUCGAAUGGAAAGGCUAUUCUUAGCUUCUUUUAA